UUGAUUUUCGAACGUUAGCCUAAGAUCGGUGCCCUAUCCUUUAAAUGCCCAUCGCCACCACCAUUAGUCUCUCCUCCUAAGAAACUAGCCGUUAACCCUCUCAUGGCUGCUUCAGUGGAUUCCCCAUCCCCAGCUGCCCACCUCAACAAGGAGUCUACUAGCUUGAUGGUUUCUUCUCCUCUGUUUAGCCCGGAUUCAGACAAGCGUUUUUGGAGCGCUCUACGUAGCCGGAUGGGCACGCUUCUUGAGAAUCGGCAACGCCAUGUCUCAAUCGGUCAAGAUCAGCUCAAUCUUGAUCCUUCUUUUGGCACACAUGUGAGAGUAGGUGAAUCAGAUCGAGCUAAGAGAAUGAAGGAAGAUUCGUUGCUUCUGCUAAGAGGGUUUGACUCCAUUUCUCAAAACCUUUCUCAGCUCUCUAAUAACCUGGACAAUGCUCUUCAGGGAGCUAGACAUCUAGCUGAACCACCCACAUUGAGAGAAAUAUUCCACAGUGUACUCGAGGACUCUGAGAUCAAACGAGAAGAUGAAGAAAAGCUACAAAAUGAAGAAGAAGGAAAGAAAGUAUUGAAGAGAAAGAUUGACCCAGAAGACAGAUCAGAAGAUCAAGAAAACGAUUUUCACAAGGGAAAUGAGCAAUGCCUUGAGAAUAAAAGGCUGAAGAGAGCCAAAAAUCUGGCAGUUUCCAUGGCAACAAAAGCAGCUGCACUUGCUAGGGAACUGAAGUCCAUAAGAUCCGAUUUAUGUUUUAUGCAAGAGCGAUGCGCUCUGCUUGAAGAGGAAAACAGGAGGAUUCGAGAUGGAUUCUGUGAAGGGACUAGACCAGAAGAAGAUGAUCUGAUGAGGCUUCAAAUGGAAGCACUACUUGCAGAAAAAUCCAGAUUAGCAAAUGAAAAUGCUAAUCUUAAACGGGAAAAUCAAUGCCUUCACCAGCUUGUAGAGUACCACCAAAUCACAACACAAGAUCUCUCUGCAUCCUAUGAGCAAGUUAUACGUGGAAUGUGCUUGGACUUUUCUUCUCCAUCAUCCUCUAUCAUGGAAGACAAUGAAGAUGACUGUGAAACUGCAAAAACACCUCAGAAGAAUGUUUUUGGAUUUGCCACUUCAAUCGAUGAAUCCUGUUACGAAGGAGGGGAUGAGUAAAUAACCAAGGAGAAUGAGAGGCAGUCACCGGUUUUGUCAGUAAUUUGAUCAGGGUUCUUAUUUUAGUUCCACUUGAACUGUACAUUUUUGUCGUGUGUUUCUCUGUUAAAAACCUUACACCAGGUGAAGCCAUGGGUUGCUUGAUAUGUGGAUCUUCGGUGCCUUCCUCAUGUACGGUGUAAUUUUGUUCCCACUAUUAAUCAUUAUGAGAAUAAAUGGGGCUUCACUGCGCA
Molecule: messenger RNA, 1373 nt
Organism: Populus nigra (black poplar)
Lineage: Eukaryota; Viridiplantae; Streptophyta; Magnoliopsida; Malpighiales; Salicaceae
Exons: 6
Coding region: 103-1140 (345 amino acids)
Source: RefSeq, a predicted model, not a curated record